AUACAAAAGGUUUAUCUUUAACAUCAAUAGUGGAACGUAACAGCUAUUUAAGUAAAAUUAAAAAUUUGUGUGUCAAGAAAGUUUCCUUCAGUUGAUAAAGUGAUAAAUUAGAAAUUUCUUUUUGUUUUUAUUCAUAUUAUUGAACUUAAAUUUCGUAUCAAUAAAAGUUUGGUUUUUAAACAUCAUUACUCUAAUUGACGACUUAUUAUAUUUUACUGUUAGUAAAUUUUUACUAUGUAGAUUAUUUCUUUGGCUAAUUACUCACAUGUUUUUCAUGAAAGGAAAUCGCAUAGAAGAGUUAAUUUCAAACAACUAAUGAAGUUUUUUAUCGUAUAUGGUAAUGUCGCCUCCAACUAUAAGAUCUUCUCAAGGAACUACUGGAAGUCAAACUCAAGGACCACAGUAUGCAAAAGUAUUUGUGCAGCGAGAUUAUUCAGAUGGUACUGCUGUAAAAUUCUUAACCAAUUUUCCUCAAGAACUAGAAAACAAAAUUGAAAAAUCUGUUUUCGAGUACACUAUUAAUCAAUUGAAUACAUAUUUUGCUGAGGCAGAAAAAGCAUCAUGUAAAACCUACUGUGAAGGCUGUUUUGCUUGUUUUACAGUCUAUACAAUGUUUUUUUGUGUUGAUACUCAUUAUGAAAAAUGUUUACGAAAAGUAAACAAAUUUAUAGUUGAACAAAAUGAAAUGAUAUAUUUACCAAGGGGUUUACUACUUACCAAUCCAGUAGAAAGAGGAUUAAGAAUUAUAGAAAUAACUUUGUUGGAUCAGCCUGUUGUGGCGCGAGCAUGACUUACAUUAUCCGUCUCGACGGAAGAAUUCUUUAUGUAAAAGCAAACUUUUAUAAGUUGUGAGAUGUUAUGCAAAUGUAGCAUUGAAAACUAGCAUUUUAUCAUAAAAUUUUAAUGAUUAUAAUGCAUUCCAGCAGAGAAGAUUUUUGUGUUGUAGUGCUAAGUUAGUUAUAGCUUUAUUACUAUUUGUUUUAUAUGUAAGUCUUUAAAGACUAAAUAUUGCAAACUAAACAUUGCAUU
This is a messenger RNA of Daktulosphaira vitifoliae (grape phylloxera), 1029 nucleotides long. Its product is annotated as golgin subfamily A member 7. Gene Ontology annotation, cellular component: palmitoyltransferase complex. The record is from RefSeq and is a predicted model, not a curated record. The transcript is spliced from 5 exons. The coding region runs from base 335 to 790 and encodes 151 amino acids. Gene Ontology annotation, biological process: protein targeting to membrane; peptidyl-L-cysteine S-palmitoylation. Lineage: Eukaryota; Metazoa; Arthropoda; Insecta; Hemiptera; Phylloxeridae.